This is a messenger RNA of Neospora caninum, 1179 nucleotides long. RefSeq lists its product as hypothetical. NCBI's taxonomy places the organism in Eukaryota, Apicomplexa, Conoidasida, Eucoccidiorida, Sarcocystidae. The transcript is spliced from 14 exons. The record is from RefSeq and is a predicted model, not a curated record. Gene Ontology annotation, biological process: cytoplasmic translation. Bases 1 to 1179 code for a protein of 392 amino acids. Gene Ontology annotation, cellular component: cytoplasm. Gene Ontology annotation, molecular function: GTP binding; GTPase activity.
AUGGGGAUCCUGGAACGCAUCAAGGAGAUCGAGGCCGAAAUGGCCCGAACUCAAAAGAACAAAGCCACGGAGCACCAUCUCGGCGGCCUGAAGGCGAAGCUGGCGCGCCUGCGUUCACAGCUUCUCGAGACAAACAAAACGUCAGGAGGCGGCAAGGGCGACGGCUUCGACGUCGCGAGACAAGGAGAUGCUCGCGUGUGCAUGAUUGGGUUUCCAUCUGUUGGAAAGUCGACUUUAUUGAAUUCCUUGACGGCCACGUCAUCUCAACCGAGUGCUAUGACUGCUUCUGCCUCGGGACCGGCUGCUGACAAGGACUCGGUGAAGGUACUCUCUGCUGUCGGAGCAUACGAGUUCACGACGCUGUGUUGCCAGCCGUCGGUGUUCUACGUCAACAAUGCAAAGAUUCAACUUUUGGAUCUGCCGGGAAUCAUCGAAGGAGCUGCGGAAGGCCGAGGCAGAGGUCGCCAGGUCAUUGCUGUGGCGCACAGCUGCGAUUUGAUUCUCGUCAUCCUGGACGCCACAAAAGACGAUCGCCAGCAACAGCUUCUCACCAGGGAGCUCGAGGCGGUUGGCAUUCGCCUCAACAAACGGCGGCCAAAUAUCUCGCUGCGCAUCAAGAAAGGCGGAGGCUUGACGGUGAACUUCACCGUGCCUUGCCCCCGGCUAAACCUCAAGACCGUCCAGCAAAUCUUGCAGGAGUACAAAAUCUUCAACGCCGAUGUUGUUAUCCGCGAGGAUUGCACCGCGGACGAGUUUAUCGACGUCGUGGAAGGCAACCGGAAGUACGUCAGAUGCAUCUAUGUGUACAACAAAAUCGACAUGUUGCCUCUGGAUGAGAUCGACAAGAUUGCCCGACGGCCCUACAGCGUCGUUAUCAGCAGCGGCGCGCUGUGGAAUCUCGAGCAGCUGAAGGAGCGAAUCUGGGAGGAGCUGGGCAUCUCGCGAGUGUACACGAAGAAGAAGGGCCAGUUCCCGGAUUUCGAGGACCCGGUCGUCAUGACGGAACAACGAGGCCCCUGUACAGUAGAAACGGCCGUUGCAAUGAUUCACAAGGAACUGUUGAAGGAUUUCAAAUUCGCCCUCGUCUGGGGAUCUAGCGCAAAACACAGCCCUCAGCACGUUGGCCUAAGUCACCGCCUCGCGGACGAAGACGUGCUCCAAAUCUUCAAACGAAUAUGA